AUUGUAUUGCCGGGUAGUUCCUUCCCGCCCAAUAAAGUCACAAAAUGUUUCAAUUAAUUCAUUUCGGUUGCAAUUCUCCAACAAAUUCGAUGUCAACCCCUGCACAUUCAGCUACAAUCGAAGAUCGCCGGUGAUUGCCGACGGAGAAACCACCGGCUUAAAUUCUUCUAUUAGGGUACAAACGUUUCAUUGACCACGCGAUGGAGAAGGAAUCAACAACGCCUAAUCCAAGAGCUCAUCUGAAGAAGCCUCCAUGGCAGAUCGCUCUCACCUUUUUCACCAAGAACUUGGUACUUCUACUGCUACUACUGCUUUUGUCUGAGACGAUUCUGCGAUUGCUAUUUGGGAACAAAGGCAUUUACUCUAUAGGGCUCGGUAGACGGACUGCUGAGGAAACCAAGUCCUUCUUCCAGACGACUACCAAGAUGAUGCAGGUUCAGAUUGAAGCUGCGGACAGAAAAAUCGAGAAAGAGAUUGUAGAUUUAAGAAACGAAUUGAACGAGAGAGUAGAUGAUUUUGAUUUCGUAUACAGGACCAAAUUGCGUGAUUUGGGAGAAAAUGUUCAAAGUAAGAUACGAUCAUUGAUUGGUAAGGAGUGGAUAUGGAAUAAUAAAUCUAACAAUGUUUUAGAUGGAUUUAACUUCAAGAAGAGGAAAGAUGAAGGGUUUGAUGGCGAUAUGAAGGGUUAUGUGAAGGAGAUGAUUGAGAAGGCAAUUGAAAAGCAUGCUGCUGAUGGACUUGCUACUAUUGACUAUGCGGUUGCUUCUGGGGGAGGAAUGGUGGUGAAACACUCUGAACCCUACAAUUUACAAAAUGAGAUUCAUCUGUUUGCUCUGAAGAUUCUGCAACCUAGUUUUGGUGAACCUGGUCAAUGUUUUCCUCUAAAAGGUAACAAUGGUUAUGUUGAGAUCAAGUUGAGUCACACCAUUAUACCAGAGGCUAUAACUCUUGAACAUGUUGCAAAGAGUGUGGCAUACGACAGAUCUAUGGCUCCUAAAGAGUGUAAAGUGUUUGGAUGGUUGCAUCCUGAUUCCAAGAAGAUGGUUUUGCUAAGAGAGUUCACAUAUGAUCUUGAAAAAAGAAAUGUACAAAGUUUCAAUGUUUGGGAGAAGGGAUAUGCUGUGAACAUGAUGAGAUUUGAGUUCAAAUCAAACCAUGGAGAUCCCACUCACACUUGCAUAUAUCGCUUCAGGGUUCAUGGUUAUGAGCCCCAUUCUCUCUCAUCCUUGAUGCCUCAAUAAGUCAACUGAUUCAAAUGGAGCAGCGAUUAUAUUGCUAUAAGAUAAUAUACCAUUGGUUGUUGUAAGAUAGUCUUUUUUUUUUCUAUAAAAAGAUGAACAUUUGCAAUAAAGUUCUCAGAUUAUUACCAAAUAUGCUUAUCAUCUAAGGAUUUCUACUUAUAAAAAAUGAUAUAUCCAUGGAUUUGGUCUUUUAUGAAAAAACUUGAGAUUAAACUUCAGGAUUUUGUAAAAUCUUAUUGUUGCUUUAAGUAGAGGGUAUAAUUAUACAUAUUGUAUGUUUUG
Molecule: messenger RNA, 1523 nt
Organism: Lactuca saligna
Lineage: Eukaryota; Viridiplantae; Streptophyta; Magnoliopsida; Asterales; Asteraceae
Source: the annotation of a GenBank genome assembly